This is a messenger RNA of Gadus morhua (Atlantic cod), 1819 nucleotides long. RefSeq names its product B-cell linker protein. The transcript has 19 exons. Gene Ontology annotation, biological process: cell surface receptor protein tyrosine kinase signaling pathway; intracellular signal transduction. NCBI's taxonomy places the organism in Eukaryota, Metazoa, Chordata, Actinopteri, Gadiformes, Gadidae. Bases 240 to 1517 code for a protein of 425 amino acids. The record is from RefSeq and is a predicted model, not a curated record.
CGUCCUCUAUCGGAAACAACUCAUUUGCAGUUAUUUAUAGUUGUAUAUGCAAACUAACAAGAUAGCCAGCGAAUAGCAGAUCGCGGAAGACAGUCUGAGCUGUUUCCACCUCCCUACCUAGUACCUAUCUCUCCACAUUAAACCUAACUUUGUUUUAAUUCGAUGACUACUCACUGCAAUACAACAACAUCUGGAAAUUGUUCAUAACUUAAGCCACAAAGAGGACCUUAAUCACAACGAUGACCUUCUUCAAACCUUUUAAAAACCAUCCCAAUGGACCCCCAGCUCCUCCCCCGGCCCCUCCCAGAUGGAUUGGUGCUGAUACGAAUGGACGGAGUAGCUGGCCAGAAGAUGAUUUUGACAAUGGAGACGUGUACGAACCCCCCCCCUACGAGCGGACUGCCAUCAAAGUCGAGACACAACCAACCAAUCUGGAUUUAAUUUACCUGGACCACUCGUCCGAUCAGCCGGCCCCACAGAGGCCCGCCGCUCCACCCCCAAGACCACCCGUCCAGCCUCAGAGACGAGGUGCUCAACCGCAGAGACCUCCAAGACAAUGUGAUCCACAAAGACCGCUUCCUCCUGCAAUGGCACCAGCUGGCCCACCACCCAGGCCAAUCAAACUGACACCGUCGGGCAAAGUUUUGCCGCCACGACGGGAAGCCGAGGUGUUUCACGAUUCCAGCAUCACCAAUCCUCCUGAGGUGGACAGACAGGAGAAGCCGGGGAAGAGUAGUGCCCUAAACAAGUUCCCCCCCCCUCCUUUCGCAAGGCCCCCUCUCCCAAGCCCGGCCCCAGACACAGAGGAAGAUGUGUACGUAGAUCCAAAUGAAGAACAGGGAGACAGUGAUGGUGUGUAUCUCAAGCCAACACCAUCUUUGCCUUUGCCCUCUCCUGCACCAAUGAGAUUGCCUCCUCCUAUCAGUCCAAUGGUGGCACCGCCUGGUGGCCUGAUGAAGCCUCCUGUGCCGAGGACCACGAAUAAUUCUCUGACAACAUCCGUCACUGAGAUGAAACCAGCUCCUGAUGGCAAGCGGCCCAUGCUGGCCCUACCACCCCAGAAGGACUCCAAACCUCGAAUUCCUUCUCCCCCAACGGUGGACCAAAUCCCAGGAGUUUUCCCCAAAGCAUCUUCCACUGGAAUGAAAUCCACCAAAGCGACCGGCAAUGAGGACAAUGAGUGGUUCACUUCGGUUUCUACGAGAAAGUAUGCUGAGGACCUCCUCCUGAGAAUCAAUAAGGACGGCGCCUUCCUCAUACGCCCCAGCUCGUCCCAGGACCCCCGGCAACCGUACACCCUGGCCGUGCUCUACAGGGAGAAGGUCUACAACAUUCCUAUACGCUUCGUGGUGGAGAUGCAAGGCUACGCCUUGGGGAAGGUCGGGAAGGACUUUGAAGACACCUUCCCGAGUCUCCAGGACAUUAUUGCCCACCACAAGAAGAACCAGCUUGUUCUCAUCGACAGCAUGAGCCAGGCCAUGCACAAAACGUACCUAGUCCACCCUGCCCGGCCUUAAGACGACCCUCACAAUCCCUCUACACCAUAACACAUAUUUAUCAUCAAGAGAGUAAGCCUAUUGAUCUGUUGCUACUGGGGCUCAUUUUAGCCUAUUUGCUUCAAGUACAUUCAAUUGUAUUGUCUAUGUACAUCAAGGCAAGUACAUUUUAUUGUUUGUAACCAACACCUAUUUUAACUGCAAUUUACCUCACAGACCUGCAAGAAGAUUGUGGCCCUUUUAAAAUAAGCUUAGCAUAUCAUGUGUGCAUAAUAAGGAGGCUUAUACAAAUAUCUACUUUGAAUAAACAUCUUUUCAACAUU